Pelecanus crispus (Dalmatian pelican) is the source of this 962-nucleotide messenger RNA. NCBI's taxonomy places the organism in Eukaryota, Metazoa, Chordata, Aves, Pelecaniformes, Pelecanidae. The record is from RefSeq and is a predicted model, not a curated record.
AUGAAUCCAUCACUGCCGCGUUCUGCUUCACCCCAGAAACUUAGCCCGAGCCUUGAGAACAGCACCAUUCAGAAACAGAGGCAAGAACUCCAGCUUUUAAUUGCAGAACUGAAAGAUCGUGAUAGGGAACUCAAUGACAUGGUUGCAGUGCAUCAGAGACAGCUUCUAGCCUGGGAAGAUGAUCGGCAAAAAAUACUGACUUUAGCAGAAAGAUGCAACUUAUUAAACAAUGAGCUGAACAAGAGAAAUGAAAUUAUAAAAUCACUGACCAAAAGGUUAAAGUUCUUAGAAUCUCAGCAGAAUGACAGUAAGACAACAUUUGAAAAUACACAACAGAAGUUUAAAGAGCUGUCUCAAAAAGUAACAGAUGCAACUAUUCACUGUCAGGCGCUGGAGGAGAAAAAUCAAAGUCUCCACUGCUCAGUUUUGGAACUGUCUGCUAAAACAGGCCAGCUGCAAGCAAGAGAACAGGAGCUUGUUACUAUGCUUAAGCUGAAGGACGAGGUUAUACUUGAAACAACUGAUCACAUUACUGAGUUUACAUCUAAAUUCAAGAAGCUGGAAAGUGCAUUGCGUGCAGCAAAGACGGAGGAAUUCAGUCUCAACAAGGAAAAGCAAGACCUCAGACUGAGACUGAAAGAACUAAUACUUGAAACAAAUAAGCUGAAAGAUGACCUCUGUGAAAAGGUGAAGGAAAAUAAUAAGCAGCAGGAGGAAAUCAUUCACCUCAGACAAGAAAAUGACUGCUUGAGGAAUAAGCUCGCACUUAUUGUUGAGAAAGCAAAGAGAAAGGAUCAACUUCUUCAGUUUGCCAAGUCUAAACAAGCGCGGACUGACACAGAACUAUCAAGCUUGCGACAGAUCUAUGUAAAACAGCAGCGUGACUUGCAGUUUCUCCAUGUCAGUUUGGAGAGCUCUCAGGAAUUAAGGCAAAAGCACGAAAAGGCAGCACAUGAAAAGAG